UUUCCCUUUCCCUCCCCACUCAAACUUGAAACUCCUCUCUCUCUAAACGGAAGAUUUUUUUAGUCUCCAUUAUUUAUUCUUAUUCUAUAAACUAUCUUCGUAAUUUUCAUUUUCGCCCCCUUCAUUUACCUUUAUCUCAACUGCUGCAUAAUCUCUCUCUCCUCAAUUCCCCUUGAAAUAAGAAGAUUCGGAAAACCUUUUUCCGCUCCAACUUUUUAUUGGUCCACAAUGGAAGAGUGCUCCGACCACAAGAGGAAGCGACUCGAGGAUGACUCGCACAGUAACUCGCCCGAGUCGAAGCGUUUUCAGGCCGAGUCGGAGGAAUCGCAGUUGAGCUCGCCCGAGGCACAGCGGAUCCAUGACGACCUACUCAACAUCCUAGAUGACUCGGACGUGGUCACAGACCGUGACUCUGCUAUCCAAGGCCUUGACUCGGUGAUUAGAAGCUUCGAGGAAGAGAUUCUGAUUCCAUCUCCGGCGCUGGCGGUUCUGGAUCUCCCUUCAGACUCCGGCGAGUCUCAGCCGGAGCUCGGUUACCUUCUUGGAGCGUCCGACGACGAGCUCGGUCUCCCGCCGACAAUCACCUCCGGCGAGGAAGCGAGGAUCGAAGCCGUAGAUUUCGAGACGGGUUCAUCAGACGCCAUUGGAUUGGAUGGGAUCUUAGGGUUCGAGAACGAGAUGCGAAGUUACGACUCGUUCGAGUUCGGACUCGGGGUUGACCCGAACAGCAACGUCAACGACAGUAGUUCCGAGUUUGUGCCGUUAGGAGGGUUGUUUGAUCAUUCCGACAUGUCGGAGUUUUCGUGGCGACCGGAGUCGCUGCCUGCGUUGUAGAAGCGUUUCGGCGUGCCAGGGUUUUGUUGGGGACCCGGGACGUUUCGUGAAAUAGUUGACUGUUAAAUAGAAUAGGCUGUAAAUUUGAAAGAAAAAGUAAAAAGAUAACUAAAUGGAGGAAUGUAGAUCUCAAGUUUGAAACAGUUUGUUUUGUUGUA
Messenger RNA from Alnus glutinosa, 992 nucleotides. RefSeq lists its product as uncharacterized. The coding region runs from base 229 to 834 and encodes 201 amino acids. The record is from RefSeq and is a predicted model, not a curated record. The transcript has a single exon. Lineage: Eukaryota; Viridiplantae; Streptophyta; Magnoliopsida; Fagales; Betulaceae.